Molecule: messenger RNA, 196 nt
Organism: Amoebophrya sp. A25
Lineage: Eukaryota; Dinophyceae; Syndiniales; Amoebophryaceae
Source: the annotation of a GenBank genome assembly
CGUCUCGCCGUGAUCUUGGUCGAAUCUUGCACCAUGAAUCAUCCUUCUGAGAAACAGCAACACAGCACAUCAUCUUCACUCACCACGACGCGUGUUGUUUUUCGACAACAGGACGGGGUAAACCUCUACUUGCUGUUUGAUGAAGCCCAGCUAGUCCUUUGCGUUCCCGCUGCUGCGCCAGGUUUUUGUGUGCCUG